CUGCCUUCCACAUUCCUCCUCCUUCAUCUGAAGCUUCACUUUUGAAGAUUCUCUGAGACUAAGAGGCUUUCCGAUCAUGGCUUCUCUUGUGGUGUCUGAGAUGCUUGGAAACCCUCUUACCUUCAAUGGCGCCACCAGGUCGGCGCCGCCACCGUCGCCGUCCAGUCCCGCCACCUUCAAGACCGUCGCUCUUUUCUCUAGGAAGAAGGCAGCCCCUCCUCCUUCCAAGGCAAAGCCUGCCGCCGUCUCUCCGGCCAACGAUGAACUCGCCAAGUGGUACGGUCCUGACAGAAGAAUCUUCUUGCCGGAGGGUCUGUUAGACAGAUCUGAGAUCCCGGCGUACUUGACCGGAGAGGUUCCCGGAGACUAUGGUUAUGACCCCUUUGGUCUCAGCAAGAAACCAGAGGACUUUGCCAAAUAUCAGGCAUAUGAAUUGAUCCAUGCCAGAUGGGCUAUGCUUGGUGCUGCUGGAUUCAUCAUUCCUGAGGCCUUCAACAAGUUUGGAGCAAACUGUGGUCCUGAGGCUGUUUGGUUCAAGACCGGAGCUCUGCUUCUUGAUGGCAACACAUUGAACUACUUCGGAAAGCCCAUCCCUAUCAACCUUAUAGCUGCUGUCAUUGCAGAGAUUGUUCUUGUGGGUGGUGCAGAGUACUACAGGAUUAUUAAUGGCCUUGAUUUGGAGGACAAGCUUCAUCCGGGCGGUCCAUUCGACCCACUGGGGCUAGCAAAGGACCCGGACCAAGCAGCACUGCUAAAAGUGAAGGAGAUAAAGAAUGGAAGGCUUGCCAUGUUUGCAAUGCUAGGGUUCUACUUCCAAGCAUACAUAACAGGAGAAGGUCCAGUUGAGAACCUUGCCAAACAUCUCAGCGAUCCUUUUGGCAACAAUUUGCUCACUGUCAUUGCUGGUUCUGCUGAGAGAGCUCCUACUCUGUGAAGAAUCAAAUCAGUCAAAUCCUCUUUCUUCAAUCUCUUUUUUUUUUUUUUCUAUGUAAAAAUACAUCUCACUUAGACAUCCCUAAGCCAGUUUAUAUUGCCUCCUUUUAGCCCCAAAUCAUUUCUAAUUUUGUAAAGCCUGAGUUAAAUCGCAUAUAUAUUAUCUUCUUCAACUUGCUAGCAAGUUUUCUGCUA
Molecule: messenger RNA, 1128 nt
Organism: Prosopis cineraria
Lineage: Eukaryota; Viridiplantae; Streptophyta; Magnoliopsida; Fabales; Fabaceae
Product: chlorophyll a-b binding protein CP26, chloroplastic
Exons: 6
Coding region: 77-934 (285 amino acids)
Biological process (GO): photosynthesis, light harvesting in photosystem I; response to light stimulus
Cellular component (GO): plastoglobule; chloroplast thylakoid membrane
Source: RefSeq, a predicted model, not a curated record